AAAAGGGGCGAAUCGUUCCAGAACUUCGCAACUCUGCUGCUGCUCGGUUGUUUCUUUCAGUCCGUUAACUUUCUAAAGCUGUCUUUUUUGAAGUAAUUGAAUCUAAAACCAUGGCUAAAGAUAUGACUCUGCUGUGGGGCUCCGGCUCUCCUCCCUGCUGGAGAGUGAUGAUCGUCCUGGAGGAGAAGAAUCUGCAGGGUUAUAACAGCAAACUGCUCUCCUUUGAGAAAAUGGAGCACAAGUCCCAGCAAGUGUUAGAUAUCAAUCCAAGGGGACAGCUUCCUUCCUUCAAAGAUGGAGACAAAAUAAUCAAUGAGUCCAUCGGAGCAUGCUUAUACCUGGAGAAUCAGUACAAGUCUCAGGGCACCAAGCUGAUUCCUGACAGUCCUGCAGAGCAAGCUCUGAUGUACCAGCGUAUGAUGGAGGGUAACACUCUCAUGCAGAAAAUAGCUACGGUUUUGUAUUACCACAUGUUUGUCCCGGAAGGAGAGCGCCACGACUCUGCUGUGAAGAGAAACAGGGAGAAUCUGACCACUGAACUUCAACUCUGGGAGAAAUACCUGGAAAAUGUGGCUGCAGGUUCCUACCUAGCAGGGGCCUUCUCCUUAGCUGAUGUGGUUGUCUAUCCAAGCUUGGCUUAUGCCUUCCAGUAUGGGCUGUCUGCAGAACGUUACCCCAAAAUUGCCAAGUACUUGAACCUUCUGAAGGACAGACCCAGCAUUAAAACUACUUGGCCCCAAAAGUGGUUCCAACACGAACAAAGAGCUGAGAUGCUGAAGGAAAUCUAAAGAACAAAAAUAUUUCCAUGAUCUUUUCUACAUUUGCUUAUUCUUUGUAAUUUCAAACUCGGAAAAAAACAUAUACAUAUAUAUAUAUAUAUAUAUAUAGAAUAAA
This is a messenger RNA of Cyprinodon variegatus (sheepshead minnow), 894 nucleotides long. Its product is annotated as glutathione S-transferase A-like. The record is from RefSeq and is a predicted model, not a curated record. Gene Ontology annotation, cellular component: cytoplasm. The transcript has 6 exons. The coding region runs from base 111 to 788 and encodes 225 amino acids. NCBI's taxonomy places the organism in Eukaryota, Metazoa, Chordata, Actinopteri, Cyprinodontiformes, Cyprinodontidae. Gene Ontology annotation, molecular function: glutathione transferase activity; glutathione binding.